Molecule: messenger RNA, 897 nt
Organism: Trematosphaeria pertusa
Lineage: Eukaryota; Fungi; Ascomycota; Dothideomycetes; Pleosporales; Trematosphaeriaceae
Exons: 2
Coding region: 1-897 (298 amino acids)
Molecular function (GO): metal ion binding
Source: RefSeq, a predicted model, not a curated record
AUGCCCAUCCCACCCUCACACAGCUCCUUUAACGCCCCCGCACGAAAUAUCCAUCGCAACACAAUCGACAUCGAAUACUCAGCCUACUCUACAGUGUUCCACGCAGCAGAGUGGCUAUCUUCACACAUAUCGCAUCACAUCACAUCACCGCCAAACGCUCGCUCGCUCACCUUCCCUUCCAUCCCACUCCAUAUCCCCUCCAUAUCCACUGCACUGCACUCACUGUACUCGCCCGUCUCUCAAGAACCCAUCACCAUUUUCUCCCCAUCACCACACCCCUUCACCUCCACACACACAAUGCCCCGCCACCACACCCACCACAGCAACAGCAACAGCAACAUAACCCUAACCUGCGCCUGCAGCCUCGAACACUCCAUCCACGUCUCCAUAUCCAUCACCCCACAGGCAGACUUCCCCUCCAGCUCCAGCUCCAGUAGCCGCAUCCAGCCCACCCUAUCCUUAAACAUCCCUUCUCCUCCCCCACCACGCCUACGUCCUUCUCCCCCAGCACCACAACCAGCACGCCUCCGCUCUCCCUCUCCCGGCCCACGCCCCCCGCUCCCGCGCCGCAACCCACAGCGCACCCUCCUCCCGCAAAUCCUGCUGCUGAAUCCGCGCCACCAGCAAAACGCAUCGUCCAUCCUACCCCUCAUAUCAUCUAGCGCUACGGCUACUACCAUGACUUGCGGAAUCUGCCAUGAGGACAGCAGCAGCAGCGGCGGCGGCGGUAGCACAGAUCUCGCGAUGCGCGCGCUAAAAGUAUGCGGACACCACUUCUGCACUGCAUGUCUGCGCCGGCUGAUUGCAGGAGGAGGAGGAGGAGGAGGAGAGAGUGCGGCAGCAGCACAAGCUAAAUGCCCCUUGUGCCGGGCGGUGAUUUUCCGGGUUGUGGAGUAG